AUGGACACCAACAUGGAGGAUGCGGGCAAAGUAGAGCACACACUGGGCGCAUCCACCGACCCGCCGUCCACCCCCACCCUCGACGGCUGGAUCGAAACCCUGAUGCAAUGCAAGCAGCUAUCCGAAGAAGACGUGCGCCGGCUAUGUGAGAAGGCGCGCGAGGUGCUGCAGGACGAGUCGAACGUGCAGCCGGUCAAAUGCCCCGUGACGGUGUGCGGCGACAUCCACGGCCAGUUCCACGACCUGAUGGAGCUCUUCAAAAUUGGCGGGCCGAACCCGGACACCAACUACCUCUUCAUGGGCGACUACGUCGACCGCGGCUACUUCUCCGUGGAGACGGUGACGCUGCUCGUGGCGCUCAAGAUCCGCUACCCCUCGCGCAUCACCAUCCUGCGUGGCAACCACGAGUCCCGGCAGAUUACGCAGGUGUACGGCUUCUACGACGAGUGCCUUCGCAAGUACGGCAACGCCAACGUGUGGAAGUUCUUCACCGACCUCUUCGACUAUCUGCCCCUCACCGCGCUCAUCGACAAUCAGAUCUUCUGCCUGCACGGCGGCCUCAGCCCGAGCAUCGACACGCUUGAUAACAUCCGCCAGCUCGAUCGGAUACAGGAGGUGCCACACGAGGGUCCGAUGUGUGACCUGCUCUGGUCGGACCCCGACGAUCGGUGUGGCUGGGGGAUCAGUCCGCGAGGCGCGGGGUACACGUUUGGGCAGGACAUUAGCGAGGCGUUUAAUCACAACAACGGGCUGACGCUCGUCGCUCGUGCACAUCAGCUGGUCAUGGAGGGGUAUAAUUGGAGUCAGGACCGGAACGUGGUCACCAUUUUCUCGGCACCCAACUACUGCUACCGCUGCGGCAACCAAGCGGCCAUUAUGGAAAUCGACGAACACCUCAAGUACACCUUCUUACAAUUCGACCCCUGCCCUCGAGCCGGCGAACCCAUGGUCUCCCGCCGAACUCCCGACUACUUCUUGUAG
Neohortaea acidophila is the source of this 981-nucleotide messenger RNA. RefSeq names its product serine/threonine-protein phosphatase PP2A catalytic subunit. Gene Ontology annotation, cellular component: cytosol. NCBI's taxonomy places the organism in Eukaryota, Fungi, Ascomycota, Dothideomycetes, Mycosphaerellales, Teratosphaeriaceae. Bases 1 to 981 code for a protein of 326 amino acids. The transcript has 3 exons. Gene Ontology annotation, molecular function: protein serine/threonine phosphatase activity. Gene Ontology annotation, biological process: peptidyl-serine dephosphorylation; mitotic cell cycle. The record is from RefSeq and is a predicted model, not a curated record.